This is a messenger RNA of Notechis scutatus (mainland tiger snake), 519 nucleotides long. Lineage: Eukaryota; Metazoa; Chordata; Lepidosauria; Squamata; Elapidae. The record is from RefSeq and is a predicted model, not a curated record.
UGAGUGCCACCAUGUUUGAGAACUGCACCGGUUGCGUUAUGUGCUCCGAAGACAACGGCUGCGUCUCCUGCCAGCAGCGCCUCUUCCUCCUCAUCUGGAGGGAUGGGAUCCGACAGUACGGGGCCUGUGUCCACGCCUGCCCACUGGGCUACUAUGGGCAGCGAAGCCUGGACGUCAACCGAUGCAUCAAAUGCCGGUCGCCCAACUGCGAGAGCUGUUUCAGCAAAGACUUUUGCAUGAGAUGCCAAGAGCGCUUCUACCUGCACAAAGGGAAAUGCUUAAGCACCUGUCCUCCUGACACCAUGGCCUGGCACAGCACCCGGGAAUGCCAAGAAAACUGCGAGGCAGCCCCCUGGAGCAGUUGGAGCCCCUGCACCAAGCAAGGGCGGAUGUGUGGGUACAAAUGGGGCUCAGAGAGCCGAGUUCGGGAGACACUCUGGAGCGAGAAAGAUGAGGCGGCUCUCUGUCCAGAGCUGUCCGAGUCCCGGAAUUGUCGGAUGAAGAGACAUUGUCCCGGAG